Molecule: messenger RNA, 1430 nt
Organism: Siniperca chuatsi (mandarin fish)
Lineage: Eukaryota; Metazoa; Chordata; Actinopteri; Centrarchiformes; Sinipercidae
Gene: lcp2b
Product: lymphocyte cytosolic protein 2b
Exons: 10
Coding region: 104-1141 (345 amino acids)
Biological process (GO): cell surface receptor protein tyrosine kinase signaling pathway; intracellular signal transduction
Source: RefSeq, a predicted model, not a curated record
GGGUCAGUCUAAACUUACCUUCUAUAAGGCAGAUUGAGGACUUCAAGAGCAACAGUUUUGUGAGCCCACAGCAAACCAAAAAACUUACAAGCAAGAGACAAGCAUGAGUUUAAACAAUGUUCCUCCUGAAGUGGAGGUGAUGGGAUGGAAUCCCCAAAGUCUAGCUGAGUACAUGAGGAGGGUUUACUUUCCUACAGAAAUUGUACAGGAGGAAGAAAUUUGUAACUCGGAUGAGUUUGACAAUGAAAGUGAUCAUUACUAUGAGGGUCAACACCAGGAGGAAGGGGAAGACGGCUACAUCUGUGCUCAGACUGAGCCCCAAACAGCCGAGCAACAAGACAGUGACGAGACCAACGAAGAUGAAUACGAGGUGCCGUCCUCUCCAGACACAGUGAAGCCACUUCAGCACCUGAGAGUGUCUAAACUUCAGGAAGGUCACUACAGAGAUCCUGUUCAUGAUCCAUCCCCUGCCUCAAAACCUCCACUUCCUCCUCCACUAAGAAUGAACCAUACCCCUCAGAGAAUUUUCCCAGGACCAGCCAGCCAACCCAAUAUGCAUACUGACAGGAGCAAGAAGCGUGGACAAUCUGGCCCAUCCCAGAAAGACCUUACAAAAUCAAAGGGCAGCACCGUCAAGGCUCCUGGCUCAUUCACCAGCAAGAGCCCUAAACCAAGAACCCCCAAACCUACAGAUGUGUCCUGUAACAGAGCAAUUAAACCAAUUCCAGCUCCUCCAGUGCCAGCACAACCUGCUAAGGUUAACAAUCCAAUACCAAGACCAAGAAAGUGCAAUCAGGGUUUGGAUCCCAGCUGGUAUGGAGGAAAGGUGACCAGACAUCAAGCUGCAGUUGCUCUCAGAGAGGUGAACAAGGAUGGAGCAUUUGUGGUGAGGGACAGCUCACAAGGCUCGGUUGAGCACCCCUACACCCUGAUGCUGCUGAAACAAGGCAAGGUUUACAACAUUAGGAUUCAUAACCAAGGCAACUCCUACUUCCUCGGCACUGGCCUCAACAAGAGUUUCCCUGGGGUGAAGGAGAUGAUUACCCAUCACACACACACCCCGCUGCUGCUCAUUGAUGCCACAGACCAGAGCGCUGAAGCGCUGUCCCAGUGUUGUCUGCUGCACCCAGCGGGUCUCUGACCAGUACCGGCACCAGCUUAAUGUGGGUGUUUGCAUCUGUCUCUGUGAUUCUGCAUGCUAAUUUGUGCGCACGGAUACGCGUGGCUUGUUCAGAAGCCUUUUAGGAACAUCCGAACAAAUGUCACAAUUUUCACAAUCACAAAGGUCAUUGUUAUGUAAUUUCUCUUUUUGGUGACCUCACUUGUGUUUUAAGUACACAGAAUUAGAGAAAAGGAAUUAUUUUUACAUGGCUGAUGGUUUGUAUACUUUAUUAAACUAUGUUUUCCAGACACACAGCAUUACCUCUGUU